UUUUCCCAUUACGCAGAGCUGCUUCCAAAGACCGAAGCCAAGAAGCCAAAAUGGCGGGAAGAAAGCGCUCGGUUCACUCUCCGAUUUCUAUCGGAAACUGUAACGUCGAAGUCGAAGGGGGGAGCGUGAUUUGUGAAUCAAAUGGAAAUUGCAUCUACUUGUCUGCAAAGAGCGAUGCAAAGAUCAGAAUCUCAGAAUGUGAAUCAAAAAACGAAAUGUCUGGGAGAUAUUACAGCAGGCAGCGAUCAAGAGAUAGUCUGCAAGACGAGGGUACGCGAAGGACGCUCAGUUGGGUAGAUCACACCUUUAUGCUCCUGAACCCAAAAGAUGUAGACAGUCGUAGUAAAUCUCUACUCCAGGAAGCGCUAAAAUUGUACAUGGAAGAGCUUCCUACGAUGAAUUAUGCUGCGAAUACAGGAAAGGCAUCCCGAUUUCUUGAAAGAUGUUUGUCCAAUGGGAAAUAUAGCACACUAAUAUUUUGUUCGAACUCGCAUGAGGGACCCAUGAAGGUGAUCGCUGCAGUCACAUUUCAAAUAAUUCCAGCUGAUACACAAUUUGUGGAGAUCCCUCUUGCUGCGGUUAGUUCAAAUUUUCAAAGGAAGGGGAUUGGUUGCAUGUUGUAUGAAGAAUUGAAAGAAAGGCUUGGAAGAGUUGGGAUUUCAACAUUAUUCUGCUGGGCUGAUAUGGAAUCUGUGCAAUUUUGGCUUAAACAGGGUUUCAUAACGGUAGGAGAAGUGGAUGGCAAAGGAAAAGCUCGAAAACUGCCAGUAAGAGCUAAUAUUAGGAGGGCAUUGUGCUUUCCUGGAGAUGCUACUCUGAUGGUUGCACAUCUUAAGAAGGAUAUUCAACUUUGGCAUUCAAAGAACAAUGUUUCCUUGUCAGAUACGAUAAAUACGAAUGAUGUUACUGAAAUUGCUUGCCAUGCUGAUGGAAGAUUGUUCUCUUCUUCUCGGUUAAGAGGAAAGAGGCUAGUAUGGGAAGCUUCUGUUUCCUCUUUGAAGUCAAAGAGAGUCAAAGGAAGCCAUGCACGUGAUGAUUCUUUUAGUUCUGAUCAAAAUUGCGAGCCUCUUAAUGAAGGAAUUUAUUCUUGCUUCAGCGAACACUCUUGUCGUCCGUUAUCGAAAGAAGUUCCUAAUUCUGCCACCUAUUCUCAAGGGGAAAGGUUAGCACAGGAAAAUGCUGGCUUAGGUUUUAAAGCAAAUUGCCCGAGAAUCAUGUUAAUGAAUAUUGCUGAUGAUGAUAAGAAAUCAAAGCUUACAACGAUUGUAGAGGAGCUUGGGGGCUCUGUAACAUCUAGUGGAAGCUCUUGCACGCAUGUAAUAACAGGGAAAGCAAGGCGGACAUUGAAUUUCUGUUUAUCUUUAUGCUCUGGGAAUUGGAUAGUUUCUGCCAAAUGGUUGAAAUCUAGCUUCCGAGAAGGCAAGUUCAUAGAUGAAUCUCAGUAUAUAUUGGAGGAUGAGGACUAUCUUUUGAAGUAUAAAUGUAAGCUCAGAGAUGCUGUUAUGAGAGCAAAAGCAAAUCCCCAUUCAUUACUAGUAGGAUAUCAACUCUGCCUUUCUAAGCAUAUCCAACCAUCCCUCAAAGACCUUGCAUCCAUCGUAUUAUCUGCUGGUGGCAGUGUGAUACAUGAUAUGCGACGAAUGAUUGAGCCAUCAAAGACCAUAUUUGUAGCCUGUGAGGAAGAAAUGGAGGAGGCUCUUUCUGCAGCCAAAAUGGGGGUGCGAACAUUCAGCAGUGAGUGGCUCAUGAACUGUGUUAUGAGACAGGAACUUGAUCUGGACGCUCAUCAAUUUGCAGAGUCCCUCUAGAACUCAAACUUCAGUGUAAAAAUCAAGUUUUUUUUUUGGGCCUUUUGUGCCAAAAUUAGUAGUAAUGGUAGAUUUUGUGCCCUGACUUUAGAGGCUGUCGAGUAGGUCUAGCUUGAUAGAAGCCAAAAAUUUCAAUCUGUUUAUGGUGUAUUAUUGAAUUUAUAAUUAAAUCGAAUUUCAUGGUGUUGACAUAUUAGAAG
Molecule: messenger RNA, 2008 nt
Organism: Phalaenopsis equestris
Lineage: Eukaryota; Viridiplantae; Streptophyta; Magnoliopsida; Asparagales; Orchidaceae
Exons: 14
Coding region: 51-1808 (585 amino acids)
Molecular function (GO): acyltransferase activity, transferring groups other than amino-acyl groups
Source: RefSeq, a predicted model, not a curated record